This is a messenger RNA of Coffea arabica (coffee), 1095 nucleotides long. The record is from RefSeq and is a predicted model, not a curated record. NCBI's taxonomy places the organism in Eukaryota, Viridiplantae, Streptophyta, Magnoliopsida, Gentianales, Rubiaceae.
AUGGUUUCCUUGAAGAAGAGGUAUAUGUUGAGCAACCUGCAGCAUGGUUUUCUGAGAUAUCCGUAUGAGCAUACUUUGUACAUCAAAUUCAACCCUAAAGGAGAUGUUCUUAUUGUAGGCUUGUAUGUGGAUGACUUAAUAUUUACAGGCAACAGUCUCAAACUAAUUUCUGAAUUCAGGGAGGCCAUGAUUAGUCAAUUUAAGAUGACAGAUUUGGGAUUAAUGUCUUAUUUUAUUGGUAUUGAGGUUCGUCAAUUGGCUGGUGGAAUUUUCAUUUCCCAAAAGAAACUUGCAAGUGAUAUUUUGAACAAGUUUAAGAUGAAUGUGACUAAACCAAUGAUGACCCCCGUUGAAGAAAAAUUGAAAUUAACCAAAGAUGGUACUGGUGAUUUUGUUGAUGCUACUUAUUUUAAGAGGUUGGUGGGGACUUUCAGGUAUUUAACUUCUACGAAGCCUGACAUCACGUAUGGAAUUGGUUUGAUUAGUAGAUUCAUGGAAUCUCCAUGCCAGUCUCACUUGCAAGCUGCUAAGAGAAUUUUGAGAUACGUUCAAGGUACGCAAUCUAACAGUAUAUUUUAUUCAUCUUCACAAGGUAGCAACCUUGUUGGUUACACAGACAGUGAUUGGGCUGGUGAUACAAUACGAAGGAGGAGCACUUCUCGUUAUGUAUUUUAUUUGGGAUUUGGUGUAUUCUCUUGGUCUUCAAAGAAACAACAAGUGGUUGCUUUGUCCACAGCAGAAGCAAAGUACAUGGCGGCUACGAGUAGUGCUACUCAAGCACUUUGGUUGCGGAGAAUACUUAGAUUCUUACAACACAAGCAAGAUGGUCCUGCCAAAAUAUUUUGUAAUAGCAUGUCUGCUAUUGAGUUCACAAAAAAUCCAGUUUUUCAUGGGCGCAGCAAACAUAUUGACAUCAAGUAUCAUUUUAUUCGUGAGUUGGUUCAAGAGCAAGAAAUUGUCAUUGACUAUUGCAGAAGUGAAGAUCAAGUAGCUAAUAUUUUGACAAAGCCGCUAAAGUUGGAGAUGUUCAUGAAAUUGAAGAAGAUGCUCGGCAUGGUGAAAUUUGAAGAUCUUGAUUUAAGGGAGGCAAUGUAG